AUUCAGGGUUGUACCCAGUAAUGUCUUGGUGUAACACAAGUGCCGCUCUGGGAGACGUGACCAGAUAACGUGUUGUGUUUGUGAAGGAAUUACAGAUCGAGAGCGGAACAGCCCAAGGUCAUUCUGGGUUACGAUACAAGACUAAUGUCACAGGCCCACAUUUACGUCAGUUAAAAAGUUCAGCUUCAGAAGAGCGUCAACGUCCGGAUGACAGCUGGGUAUAGCGUACAACAGCUGGACUUUAAGGGAUUUGUGCAUCGAGUAUUAAACUGAAAGCCAUAAAAAGAUUCAACAGGAAAUGGUAGCGGAACUGGUCACUGACAACCCAUGGACUUUGACAUUUUUACUCAUAGCAUUAUUGUGUUUCUGGUCAUCGAUCCCGCGCAGGCCCAGUAAUGUACCUCCAGGUCCACCGCCACUUCCGGUUAUCGGCAAUCUGAUUCACUUCUUGUCAGAUCCUCGCGAGAAAUGGCGAGGGUUACAUAAACGAUACGGAGAUAUAUACAGUCUUUAUAUGGGCCAUUCCUUAACCGUGGUGCUUCACACACGUGACGUCAUCAAAGAAGCCUUCGUUGAUCAUGCUGACGAAACGUCGGAUCGCCCGGAUGUUUUCGUUCUGAGAAAGCUAGGACAAAAUAAAGACCCAACCAAGAUUCAUCAAGUCCUUUCCAACCAAAACGAAAUCUACGCUUUUAUUCGAAGUCAAAUCUCGCAACAUAAAAGGACACUGGAUCGUGAAAAACCUCGUGAUUUCAUAGAUGCGUACCUUAUAAACUUCAAAGAAAAACAGAAGAGGAAUCCAGAUACCGCCUUUUCAGAAGAGCAGCUGACUCGUGUAGUUUCGGAUCUGUUUGUGGCCGGAUCGGAGACGACGGCAUCUACUUUGCUGUGGCUGGUCUUGUACAUGGUAACGUACCCGGAUGUUCAGGACAAAGUUCACAAGGAACUUGAUGAUGUUGUCAAAAUGGAAACGCAGCCAUUAUUGCACCAUAGACGAAUGCUGCCAUUUCUUCAAGCUGUCAUCUGUGAAACGCAGCGCUACGGGGACAUUUUGCCUAUUGGUGCCCCUCAUGCCGCCAGUAAAGCAUUCGAACUUCAGGGUUAUCACAUCCCGCAGGGAGCAAUCCUUUUACCGUUCCUCCACGGAGUUCAUUUUCAUCCUUCAUGGGGUGACCCUGACGUUUUCAGACCUUCCCGAUUUUUAGACGGUGAGCUUCAUGAUCGGGAAAUGUUGUUGCCGUUUUCUAUAGGGCGACGGUCUUGUAUCGGAGAGCAUUUGGCCAAGACGGAACUGUUUUUGUUCGCAGCCGCCAUUUUGAAGCGUUACAGAUUUACCCUACCUGCCGGGGAUUCCCCACCUAGCCUGACGGCUCCAAUAGGCCACACUGUGUCCCCGCUAGCCUUCCGAGUUUGUGCACACAGAAGGAUAUCAGAGGUUGUGAGCUAACAUACUAUCCACUUGGGACACCUGAUGCUCUUGUGUCUACACUCGUGGGCCACAUUUUGCUGUAGGCCAAAUUUGGUCACCACAACUAUUUAUUUCAAUCCGUAGUCCAAAAUAAGUGGCCUGAGGUUCAAAAGGCAGUUCAUAAGGCAGUUCAAAUUGGUGUUGUCUAACGUUUAUUGUGGUAAGGUAUCUAAAAUGACUUCGUGCCUAAUGACUUAAAACUGACUUCUGAAUGUAGUCAAAUGCUGCCUCUUCUCUCAGGCGAGCAUGUCUCUACCAUUAUUUUU
This is a messenger RNA of Liolophura sinensis, 1734 nucleotides long. RefSeq names its product cytochrome P450 2U1-like. Gene Ontology annotation, cellular component: intracellular membrane-bounded organelle; cytoplasm. Gene Ontology annotation, molecular function: oxidoreductase activity, acting on paired donors, with incorporation or reduction of molecular oxygen, reduced flavin or flavoprotein as one donor, and incorporation of one atom of oxygen; iron ion binding; heme binding. The transcript has 4 exons. Lineage: Eukaryota; Metazoa; Mollusca; Polyplacophora; Chitonida; Chitonidae. Gene Ontology annotation, biological process: xenobiotic metabolic process. The coding region runs from base 299 to 1447 and encodes 382 amino acids. The record is from RefSeq and is a predicted model, not a curated record.